Molecule: messenger RNA, 3788 nt
Organism: Gymnodraco acuticeps
Lineage: Eukaryota; Metazoa; Chordata; Actinopteri; Perciformes; Bathydraconidae
Exons: 2
Coding region: 1045-3612 (855 amino acids)
Molecular function (GO): nucleic acid binding; zinc ion binding
Source: RefSeq, a predicted model, not a curated record
AGGUACCAGACCUGAUUUGUUUUACACUGGACUGGGUCCAUUCAUGUUAGUCUAUAUGUUCGAUGUGUUAAACCUGCGUAGUCUGGUUUAAUAACGUAUAUUGUGUGGAGUUUUUAAGCCAAAAAGUAUAUUUUUGUGUGAUCUUCUAAGCCGAAACGAUUGUGUACAAGAUUGGUAUGAGAUCGGCUUUUAGGGUCAGCAUCUAUAUAAUUUAGAGCUAAGAUAAAUGAAGAUUGUGUUUUGUAUUGUCAAUCAGUGUGGUUAUUUAUAUGAAGAUGUUGAGUGUUUCCAUUGUUCCCCUUCCCCCAGUCACAUGCGGUUAAUGCUAUACUGCUAAGCUAGCCAGUUAGCAUUACUAGAUGGUGAAAUACUUCGAGUAAAGAUACAACCGGUAACUACUGAUUAAAUACACAGGGAUGGUGUAGAUGAACGUUGAGAGUAGAUUGAGUUGUUUUGUUUUUCAUGCUUUUCAAAGAAAGUACUUUGAACUUUAUAUUUUGAAAUAAACAGGAAGUAUGUUUAUGAACCGGAAGUACUAGUUGAUACAUUUGAGAGGAGUUACAAAUAAAACAGCUCCCCUAGCGGACAUAAUAAGUAUUACAGUUAAUACAUUCUUCACCACACAGAUAAAGAUUACAUGUGGUUUCUUUGAAUUAAAGUAUUGCAGUUAACACAUUUUAUGACAUUUGCAUAAUUUCUUGAACUCAACUUGAGUAUACACUGUCCACGGUUUAUUUGGAUUUGCACCAUAUUCCUAUUUUUACAAAGUCAAAACCAUACACUGUUCAUUUUUAUUUAUUUGUUCAGAUUUUAAAAAAUGUGCAUAAUUUCAAAAUUUUAAUUUAAUUUGUCUAAUUUUGAUUUUCCAAUCUCAGUUUUACAACAUUUAAAUUUAUUUUUCCAAAUUCUGUAAAAAAAUUACAAGAUUUUAAAGUUAAGUUCAGAUGACAUAGGAUAUCUUUAUAAAGAAUACAAGGGUACUAUUCAGAGGAUUAGUCAUUCAUUUUGAUAAACUUAAUAAUAUUAUCGGUGUACUUAAGAAACAUGUCGCCAGAGUUAAGAGCACUCACAGUGCCAGGCACAACUGCAGAUAUUAAGGCGAGAGUAAACAUCAGAUCAGAUGCUUUAACGUGUCCAAGUCAUAGACAGAAGACAUGGAACCAAAUAGAGAAACUGUUGGAACAGUGGCAAACGAGAGGAUUGAUUCCAGCAGAUGAUCAACCUGGACCAACGGAAGCCCAUAGAAAAGCUGUAGUUGAACAUGAGAAUGCUGAAUACCUACAACAGGAAAAAGCAUGGAUCAAAGCCGUACAAACCCCUUGGUAUGGACCUGCUAAAAGCGCUAUGAAAAAAGCUGAAAAAAGAAAAGUUAGGGUUACAUGUCUGUUAAUCCAUCUGACAUCCAUCGCAGAAGAUCUGCCAGUAAAUGAAGACACAGCAGAAAUGACAAAAGAGGCUCCACUUAUCCAAACUCCAAAGCAGUAUCCAAGCCUGACCGAAGUGUCUCCUCCAGACAUAUCAGAGAACAACCCUUCUCACCAAGCUUCGAUUCAAGCCCCAAAUGAGAAAGAAUUGGCGUUUGAGGUAAGAAUCCUAUCCAGUGUCAACCAGCUGAUGGAAGAACUCGGCAGAAGAAUGGAAGCAGAACUCGGCAGAAGACACGAAGAGCUCGACAGAAGAAUGGAGGAACUCGACAGAAGAAUGGACGAGGAGCUCAACAGAAGCAUUGAAGCAGAACUCAUCAGAGGAAUGGAAGAGAGACGAAAGGCAGUUGAAGCCCAUAAUGACAUUAUUGCAGAAAGACAAAGGGAGGAAGAUAAAUACCAACUACUUCUGGCGGAGAGGCAACAAGACGAUGUAAGAUUCCAGGACAUGAUGGCAGAUAGACAAAGGAGAGAACAAGAAGAACGAAGAACUCAAAGAAAACGCAGAACAAACUACUCUCCUGACUAUUCCAAUGGACGGGGAGAUGAAUAUGACGACAGCGGUACACAGUCUGAAACCAGUAGACACUCCCCAUACCAUGAACAGUCACAGCAACAACGCAGUUUUGCAUCUCCUCCUGAGAAUAAUAGUAGUGACGAAAACGAGCAACAUUACCCUGGGACAUGCCCCAAAACUAGAAGAACCAAGACAACUAAAAGAACCAAGACCGGUGCACAUACCUCCAUGCCAUUGAUAGCGGCUGGAAGAGGAGGAUUUCAAUACCAAUCAUGGACUCACAGGGACAUGGAAGCAUUAGUGUCAAAGCUACCUCCACUCACGAAAGGAGGUCAGAAGUGGGUUACUGAUCUGGAGAAGUACACUGUCCAAGACCACCUGUGCUUGGGAGACAUGAGGGCCCUGCUUGGACGGAUAGAAGGAAGACUAGAGGCAAGAGCAGUAGAUUCCGAGGCCAAUUGCACGCACGACCCAGAUGAAACUUCAUUCAACAAUAUCAGGUCGAAUUAUUGGGCUGCUAUUCGUCACAUCUACCCGACAACACGCAAUUUACAUGCCCUCAACAGCCUGAGAAAAGAACCGGGGGAAGAAAUGCAUGCCUUCUUGAAGAGAUGUGAAGGAGUGUGGGAGGACUGCACUGGAGAACGGCAUGACGUUUCUCCGGCUGUUGUAAUGUUGUGGAAGAACGCUGUCAUUAAAGCCCUUCCCCGAUCAGUGCAGGCAGGCCUGGGAGACGUGGUGGGAUUAGACGCUAAACCCAUUGAAGAAUGGAGACUACAUCUCAUUCACUACGAUAUGAAAUACCAGGCAACAAAGGGGGAAAAUGAUGAAGAAAUUAAAACACUAAAACUAAGACUUUUGAAGAUACAAGUAGCUGAGAAAGAUGCCGAAGCUAAUAAAAACAAGAAAUCGACAAAUCAGAUGGCCAUACUAGCAGAGAAGGCAGGGCGGACACCUCCAACAGUUCAACAAAGCGGAGGAGGAAGUGUAUGUCCACAAAACCAGGUUCAGCAGACACCUGUGUAUCUUCCUACGCAAGUACAGCCACAAGCACCACAGUAUCUUCAACAGCAGACACCUGUGUAUCUUCCUACGCAAGUACAGCCACAAGCACCACAGUAUCUUCAACAGCAGACACCUGUGUAUCUUCCUACGCAAGUACAGCCACAAGCACCACAGUAUAUUCAACAGCAAAUACCUGUGUAUCUUCCUAACCAAGUACAGCCGCAAGCACAGGUAUACACUCCCAUACAACAUCAACAAAAGGGACAAUGGAGAGGAAAGCAACGAUCAAGAGGAAGAAGGGAUGAUGGCUGCUUCAUAUGUGGAGAUUGUAGACAUCUGGCCAGAGAUUGCCCCACUCAGCAAUAUCCACCACAAGGUAGCACCUCACAAUACAGAGGAGAACCAGCGUUAGAUUUUAGAAAUAUUGAGGCGGAAGCAUAUGCCAGGGCCAUGACGAAUAUUUCUGUUGGAUCAGGUGAUUGGGUAAAUGUAAAAAUCCACAAGAUGAACUUGUUGCAACCUGUAUGGAGUGGACCAUGGGAAGUUGUAGAACGCACUGCAGAUGCGCUCCGGAUCAAAGUUAAAAAAGGAACAUGUUGGCACCUUCUUACACAUUGUGUAGCCGUACCGCCACCUUUCCAGAAACGGCACGGCAGUUGGAACUGAUUUUGGAAAACUGGUACAAAAAACAAUAAGGAAUUGAACAUUUUUUACAACGACAGCACCAGGAGAUGAGUAAACUCAAGAAUCUGUAGUGUAAAUACAUUGAGAAAAACACAUUUUACACUCGAACUGUUUGCACAUCAUAGACAAGGAAGUUAGACAAUAUAAAUAAAUGUUCA